Molecule: messenger RNA, 1431 nt
Organism: Cherax quadricarinatus
Lineage: Eukaryota; Metazoa; Arthropoda; Malacostraca; Decapoda; Parastacidae
Source: RefSeq, a predicted model, not a curated record
AUGAGUGGAGAGUGGAGUGAUGAGUGGGACAGUGGGAGUGAUGAGUGGGAAGUGGAGCGUGAUGAGUGGACAGUGAGGCGUGAUGAGUGGGAGAGUGGACGUGAUGAGUGGGACAGUGGAGGUGGUGGUGAGCGGGAGAGUGGACGUGAUGAGUGGGAGAGUGGACGUGAUGAGUGGGAGAGUGGAGGUGAUGAGUGGGAGAGUGGACGUGAUGAGUGGGACAGUGGAGGUGAUGAGUGGGAGAGUCUUCACAAGCUGGACAUGCUGAAGCUGGAGCACAACUUGAUCACCACCAUCCAGGAGAACGUGUUCAGUGAUCUGACAGUGCUCAACUCUCUCAACAUAGAACACAACCACAUUGUUAACAUCAGUGCCAGGGCCUUCGCUGGCUUAGAAAGUAACUUGGAGUGGCUGGAGCUGGGUCAUAAUCGCCUCGACCACAUCCCCUCCCACGCUCUCCGACCCCUCCAUAACCUUCGUCAGCUGGACUUGGACUCCAACAAGAUCUCUGUCGUACAGGAGGAUGCUUUCAGGGGCUACGGUGACACCAUCAAGUACAUCUUACUUGACAAGAACCACAUCAAGAGUAUACCACCACUGGCGUUCAUGGACCUACACUCGCUGGAGUGGUUAAAACUCUCUCACAACGAAAUGACUCACCUAACAGAAGAUGCUGUCCAGCCUAUACUGGACACUCUCACCAUGAUCGACGUCUCUAACAACCCACUGGAGUGUAGCUGUGACUUGCUCUGGCUUCGCAAGUGGCUUAGCAACCCCAACAACCAGGACAACAUGGUGUCGCAGGAUGAUCAUAUUUGUGUCACUAAGGAACGGAAGUCCCACGUUAUCUCCAACCUGCCUUUCAAGGAGUUCAACUGCCCCAUCUCCCUGCCCACCGAGAACCGCUCCCCCAACAGGGCGUCUGUGUUGACCUGCCCUCACGUGCUGGUGGCCCUGGGCCUACUGUCCACCUUCGUCAAGGAAAACACUUGGUAAAGGGUAUCAUAAAAGGCAGCAGCACCUCCACCAGCGGCACCGCGCGCGCACGCACACGAACAGCAGUGUUCUGUAGGUAAAACCAAGAAAAUUGAUGAGGAGGACCAAUACUUUGAUUCUCCCGUCGUGAGCGUCUCUGCUGGUGGUGGCAUCUGUUGCCUGGACCAUGAUGAUGAUGAUGGUGUGUGUGUGUGCGUGUGCGUGUGUGUGUGUGUGUGUGUGUGUGUGUGUGUGUGUGUGUGUGUGUGUGUGUGUGUGUGUGUGUGUAUGUAUGUGUGUAUGUGUGUGUGUGUGGAGGGUGGGCGACCUCCCUACCCCCUCCUCCCUCCCUCCACCCAAGCACCAACAGAACACCUGCCAUCAUCACUGACCAAAACAACUCACAACUAUCAUGGAUUUUCUAAAUCCUCUUCUCUUGUUAUUAUAGUUUUGAAC